Molecule: messenger RNA, 1019 nt
Organism: Beta vulgaris subsp. vulgaris (sugar beet)
Lineage: Eukaryota; Viridiplantae; Streptophyta; Magnoliopsida; Caryophyllales; Amaranthaceae
Exons: 4
Coding region: 201-716 (171 amino acids)
Biological process (GO): chloroplast organization; thylakoid membrane organization
Cellular component (GO): chloroplast
Source: RefSeq, a predicted model, not a curated record
UUUUUAUUUUGCUGAAUGUUUUUGGGAGGGUUUUGGAUUAGACUCUUGAAUAUCUAUAAUGUGACAUAAAUUGUUCGAAUUUCAUGAAUUCCAUGUUAAAUUAUGACUGUUAUUCUAUAAUCCGGGUUUAAUCUACUUUUUCUAUUUUCUAACCAUAAAAUCAUAAAUUAUGUCUCUUUAAUUAGGUUGAAGUUGAUUAUAUGUGUAUGGCCAUAUCUUCAUUCAGUAGCACUUCUGGUGUUUCAUCAUUGGUAUCAUCGCCAGCGAGGUUUGAGCUUUCGAAGUUGAAGCAUUGUAACCUCGGAGUAGCAGGGCUUGGCAGGCCAUUUUGUUUAAAUUGCGAACAACUGUUACUAAGGCCUGUCAAGCUAUCACUACGUGUGAAUCAAAGGCUAACUCCAACAGCCGGAGUGUGUCCUGCUUCAGUGGUGUGCUCAGCUGCCCUGAAUACGAGAUGUGGGGCAGAAGGACAGACUCAAACAGUUGAGAAGCCGGUUUCUGUAAUAUCACAUGCACCUGGUAAAGAGAAGUCGCCACAACUCGAUGAUGGUGGAACAGGAUUCCCACCUCGUGAUGAUGAUGGUGGAGGAGGUGGUGGAGGUGGUGGAGGUGGAAAUUGGAGUGGUGGCUUCUUCUUUUUCGGUUUUCUCGCAUUCCUUGGGUUCUUGAAAGAUAAAGAAAAUGAAGGACCCUAUCAAGAUUCUAGACGGAGAUGAACGAUUGAGCUUCAAAGUCUUUCAAAAAAAAAAUUGAGUCGUAAUCUUGUAAGGUUAUCUACAUUCGAUCAAUUAUAUGAAUUUUUUUUUUUUGGUUCACAGGGUGUUUUCGUACAUGAUAAUACGAAUUACUGUUUUAGCAACAAAUGACUUCAUAGUUCAUACGUUUUUUCUAGAUGCAUCAUAGGUCUUAGUCAUGAAUUUGGGGUAGCCGAACAAUGAUGGAGUUGUAACUAAUCGAUGAAGCUAUGUAUCUAAUGGAGGAAUUGAAAGAUGUAGAUCAGGAGAAACGAGAAUUACCCA